Molecule: messenger RNA, 4736 nt
Organism: Sinocyclocheilus rhinocerous
Lineage: Eukaryota; Metazoa; Chordata; Actinopteri; Cypriniformes; Cyprinidae
Product: atrial natriuretic peptide receptor 1-like
Exons: 21
Coding region: 643-3744 (1033 amino acids)
Biological process (GO): cGMP biosynthetic process; intracellular signal transduction; protein phosphorylation
Cellular component (GO): plasma membrane
Molecular function (GO): peptide receptor activity; guanylate cyclase activity; adenylate cyclase activity
Source: RefSeq, a predicted model, not a curated record
ACUGACCCAACACUCAGUGGAUGAGCCUGAGGGGAGAACAGCCUUCAAACACAGACUGUGCCUCACAAUAAACCCACACGUUUCAUUUUAUUUUAUAAAAUCUUUGCGUUUUUCCUCAUGAAGAUUCGAGUUUUGUAGAUGCAAACGUGAACGUAAUUUUUACGUUGAUUUCACUUUUGUUGUGCCAUCGCGCGCAUACUGAAUCAAAUCCACACCCGCUGAGAUUUGCCCAUCUUCUCCAGUCGGGAAAACAGCAAGGAGAAGAGGACACGUUCAAUAAUUUUUAACUAAAGAAGCCUCGAUACUCAUUAACAAAGUUUCCAAGAAAUUCACAUGCGCACCAGGAAAGGGAAAGAUUUCCUCUUUACGAAUCCCGUUUCCUCAGCACGUUCGGAGAAAGAAGGGAGCUUGAGAAAUCAUGCUGAUUUCUGUGGAGAGGGUCAAGAUACUAAAGUUUCACUCCUGUAAAUUGGAUGAGUCGGUUUGAGCUGAAAAAAAUCGACGCGUUUUCUCCGAGAGAUGCGCGCCGCAUUCACGAGACACGGAUUUUAAUUUACAGAGGAAGGCAAGGAUUACAGAGGGAUUAUGACACCAAAUGACGACCUGAUCUGUGAGUCUUAGUCCUUCCCAUUCAUUUUGAGAAUGGAAGUGUUCCGGAUGGGGCCGCUGAGGCUCACUCUUCUAGUUCUGCUGAGCGGUGUGUCAUUUGGAGUGGUUGAACUGGAGCCGCUCGCUCAAAAGCAGCCUCAGUCACUCCAUCCCCAUCCGCCUCAACAGAACAUCACCCUGGCAGUCAUCCUGCCUCUACACAACACAGAGUACCCCUGGGCAUGGCCUCGGGUUGGCCCUGCCUUGCACUGGGCCCUGGACAAGGUGAACUCUGACCCCAACCUGCUGCCAGGCUACCAUCUACAACUGGUCUUCAACAGCAGCGAAAACAAGGAAGGAGUGUGUUCGGAUUCAGUGGCUCCUCUCGUGGCCGUGGACCUGAAGUUCUCAUAUAACCCCUGGGCUUUCAUCGGGCCGGGUUGUGACUACUCUUCCUCACCUGUAGCCCGUUUCACCACACAUUGGGAGGUUCCGAUGAUCACAGGUGGGGCGAGAGCACUGGGUUUCAAUUUGUACUCUUCCAUCACCAACAUCGGCCCCACGCACAAGAAGCUGGGCGAGUUUGUGGCCAGGAUGCACCGGCAUUUCGGUUGGCACAAACACGCUAUGCUCAUGUUUAGCGAUAAUAAGAACGACGACCGGCCGUGCUACUUUGCCGUGGAGGGGCUGUACACACAGAUGCGAGAUGACAACAUCACAGCAGAUGACAUGGUGUUUAAUGAAGAUGAUGAACCCAUCCGUUAUGAAGUGCUUCUCCGGGACAUCAGCCAGAAAGCCCGUGUGGUGUAUGUCUGCUGCAAGUGGGAGACGUUUCGCAAGCUGAUGGUGGAGUUCUUGAGGUUGGGUCUUCCUCAGGAGGAGUAUGCCUUCUUCUUCAUUGAUCUGUUUGGAUACAGUCUGCAGAGCCACCCUGCCAAACCAUGGGCACGCGGAGAUGCUGAUGACAAUGUGGCAAAGGAGGCGUUUAAAAGCGUGAAGAUCCUGACCUACAGAGAGCCUCAGAACCCCGAGUACAAGGACUUUGUGUCCAAACUGAAGACAGAUGCCAUGGACAUGUUUAACUUCAGCGUAGAAGAUUCUCCGAUGAAUCUGAUUUCUGGCUCAUUCCACGAUGGAGUCAUGCUGUAUUCUCAUGCCCUAAAUGAGACUCUGGAUCGGUCAGGUGUGAGGCCCCCAGGGGACGUUAUCAAUAAGAGGAUGUGGAAUCGCACAUACCAUGGGGUUACUGGACUCGUUCAACUGGAUGAGAAUGGCGAUCGCGAGAUUGACUUUGCUCUAUGGGACAUGACCGACACGACUACAGGAGUUUAUCAGAUUGUGUCCGUGUAUAAUGGCAGUCAGAAGCGGAUGAUUCCGGAGCCAGGGAUGAAGGUGUACUGGCUGAAGGGAAGUCCGCCUCCAGAUAUCCCACUGUGUGGCUUCAAAAAUGACAACCCUGCUUGCCUGGCAAAGACGGUCACCAUGCACCAGAUGAUCUCCAUAGUGGUGUGCUUCAUUUUUAUCAUCAUCGUAACCGUCACAGUCUUCAUAUACAGGAAGCUGAAGCUGGAGAAUGAGUUGACCGCUCAGCUGUGGCGUGUGCACUGGGAGGACAUCCAGUGGAGUAACAUGGAGAAGGUGCUGCGCAGAGCCUGCAGCAAACUCACCAUGUCAUUGAGAGGCUCUAACUACGGCUCACUGCUGACUAUGGAGGGAAACUUCCAGAUCUAUGCCAAGACUGGCUAUUACAAGGGAAACAUAACAGCCAUUAAGUAUGUCAACAAGAAACGCAUCGAGCUCACCAGGAGAGUGCUGUUUGAACUCAAGCAUAUGCGUGAUGUACAGAAUGAACACCUGACACGCUUUAUCGGCGCUUGUAUCGACCCACCCAACAUCUGUAUCCUUACUGAGUACUGUCCUCGUGGAAGCUUGCAGGACCUCAUGGAGAGUGAAGGAAUCACGCUGGACUGGAUGUUUCGCUAUUCUCUGAUCAAUGACAUUGUUAAGGGAAUGGUGUUCCUCCACAACAGCGUCAUUGUCUCCCACGGCAACCUGAAGUCUUCCAACUGCGUGGUGGACAGCCGCUUCGUGCUGAAGAUCGCUGAUUACGGCCUGGAAAGUUUCCGCAAGGAGAACAACUUGGAGGACAUGCACGCUCUCUAUGCACGCAAGUUGUGGACAGCCCCCGAGCUUCUGCGUGCCGACAACCCACCUGUGUGUGGGACACAAAAAGGUGACGUCUACAGCUUUGGCAUCAUCCUGCAGGAACUCGCCCUGCUGAAGGGCGUCUUCUACCUGGAAGGCCCCUGUCUCAGCCCUAAAGAGAUCAUAGAGCGUGUGGCGGAGGGCCGCUGGCCGUACCUGCGUCCGCUGCUGUGUCCUCAGAGCCACAGCGAUGAGUUGGGACAGCUGAUGCAGCGCUGCUGGUCAGAGGACGUCAACGAGAGGCCCGACUUCAACCAGAUUAAAGUACUGCUCCGCAAGAAUAACCGCCUGUAUCUGAUUGUGUGUGUGUGUGUGUGUGUUUUUUGUUUCAGCUCAGUGGCUGAGCAGCUGAAGAGAGGUGAGAUGGUGCAGGCAGAAGCCUUUGACUCGGUCACCAUCUACUUCAGUGACAUUGUGGGCUUCACCGCAUUAUCAGCCGAAAGCACACCGAUGCAGGUGGUAACACUGCUGAAUGAUCUCUACACUUGCUUUGAUGCAAUCAUCGACAAUUUUGACGUGUACAAGGUGGAGACCAUCGGUGACGCCUACAUGGUGGUGUCGGGCCUUCCUGUGAGGAACGGGAAACUGCACGCACGCGAGAUCGCCCGCAUGUCUCUGGCUCUGCUGGAGGCCGUUCACUCCUUUCAAAUCCGCCACCGACCCAACCAGCAGCUUCGCCUACGCAUCGGCAUCCACAGCGGCCCUGUGUGUGCAGGGGUGGUUGGUUUGAAAAUGCCUCGGUAUUGUUUGUUUGGCGAUACAGUCAACACAGCUUCACGCAUGGAAUCCAAUGGAGAAGCCCUGAAGAUCCAUGUUUCAGAGGCCACACGGGCCGUCCUGCAGGAAUUCAACUGCUUCCAGCUGGAGCUCAGGGGAGAUGUGGAGAUGAAGGGAAAGGGACGGAUGAGGACAUACUGGCUGCUAGGAGAGAUCAGCUCCAAUAAUGCCUAAAAACUGACGGACAAGGAGAAAGAGCAGUGCACCUGAGAGGACAGAACAAAACAAACGCAUCUAAACAAGUACUGGGACAGUGUGAAACAGCGGGAUGAAAGACGGUUUCUUCAGAAAAAGAUCAGACUUACAGUAGAAAGUAAUGUUUCAAAACUUGGUUUUGUUCAGCAUUCAUCUCCCAAAAGCUUCAAGUUAUUGCUUCAUGGGAAUCCAGCUGUGACUUCUUUUGCCAAGUAAACUCAAAAGAAAAAGACUAUACUUGAGCAAAAUCGUUUAGACAAUUGAAAGAUGACAGCACAUCAUCAGAUCAGUGAGUGUUGAGCUGAACGGACCUUCUGCUGGUGUGACCGGAUCGAGUGUUUACGGGUCUCGUAGGACUUUUGAAUUCUGUUUUGUCGUGAUAGGUCUUCGUCCAGAUUUUUUACAGCAGUCAUCAGGAGUCCUCUGGGUCUGUUUGUUGUCAUUCAUGUUCUUGGUCAUGCAGAGACACAGUGCUGUAGUUUUUUUAGCCAUGCGAAAUGUUCUCGAGUCCUCCUCUGGGAUGCAGGUCAGUUCAGAUCUCUUCUAUCUUCCAAAUCCGAUCCAGUCAGCAGAGGGUUUUGAACCACAGAUGAAAGUUACGCACAUAACAGAAAUAAUAAUAAAUGGCAAGUGUGAUUACGAAAGCAUAGAAAUGUGCAAUGAUGGAUUUUGUUCUCAGAUCUCAAGACCAUUUCCCAGCAGAAAUCCACAUGUAUUGAUGUUGCAAUAGUGUUUCGGAUGAAACCAGCACAAGGAUGUUCUUGUCUUCAUUUAAUAGCAGGAUUUACUGUCCCCAUGAAGUCAACAAGAAACACCAACACUUUUAACUUCCAGAAUGUGAGAUAUUUCCAAAUGGAACUUGAUUUUAUCCAUUGGGUUUUAAUUUAAGUAUUAUUAGUGGUUAAUAUUAUUGUGCUCCAUUUACGAGAUUCCACUCUGAUAAUACUUUUAUUCAGCAAAGAUGCAUUAAA